UUUACAGACAGAAAGGAAGGCGGUAAAAGUGUGUCUGCUCUCUGCCGAUUAAUGUGAGAAAUAGAACUUUUAUGUUACUGACCCCAUACAUAAUAAACCAUUGCAUGUCAGUCUGUGGUUCAUAAGGUUGAAAUGGAUACAAGGUGAUUUUCAAAGAGUUGACAGUUAUCAAUGCCUUCCAUCAAUCAGUAAAUUGUUAGUUCAUACACACUGCCCUCGUCUCACUUAUUCUUCAAUGGAGCAGUCAAGGUUGACAGUCUGGGUCAAGGGCUUCCUGCGCCUUUGUUUUGUGCUUGUGAAUAAUGCAUACACAAUUCCCACCUAUGUGAUUUGGAUGUUACUUCUGACACCUCUACGAUUUCUCCACCCUGAACUUUUUUGGCGAAUCGAAGGCCUUUUUUUCCAUUGGCUUCUUGCAAUGGUUAGCAUGUGGAGUUGGUCGGCAGGCUAUGAUGUUGUUGAGCUUGGGGAUGAUUACCGUCUUUGCUUGCAUAGUCCAGCUCUUAUCAUUGCAAAUCAUCAAUCAACAGCUGAUGUUCCUAUGCUAAUGGCAGCAUACAAUGCAAAACCAAAUAUUUUACCAAACAUUAUGUGGAUAAUGGAUCGAGCAUUCAAGUUCACUAAUUUUGGAAUAGUAUCCAUCAUGCAUCAGGACUUCUUCAUACAGAUACGAAGAGGAAAACGAGAUGAAUGUCUCAAGGAACUGAGGGACCAUCUUCAUAACUCAUUUAGUGCCUUAGGCCGUCACUGGAUGAUUUUAUUUCCUGAAGGUGGGUUUCUUCGAAAGAGACGAGAAACAAGUCAACGGUAUGCACUAAAAAACAACUUGCCUGUGUUGGAGCAUGUUUCUCUUCCAAGAACUGGUGCCAUGGAAGCCAUUGUGGAAGAACUAGCAGUGCCAUACCAACCAUCAAGCAAAAUUAGUCACGUUUCUCAAUCUAGUUUGCAUAGUGGUAUGAAUAUUAUUCUUUAUUACAAAAUUAUGCACCAUCUAUCCACUGUUUUUUUGUACUAUCAUGUUUUUACAAUCAAAUUUUAUUUUUUAGGGCCUAAAUUAAUAAAUUGGGUACUUGACCUAACCAUAGCUUAUCCAGAAGGUAAACCAUUGGACCUUCCUACAAUUAUCACUGGAUGGCGAGAACCCUGCAAGACCUACUUAUUUUAUCGUGUUUUUAAUAUGGCUGAUAUUCCAAGAGAACAAGAAGGCUUAACCAAAUGGCUGUUUGAUCGCUGGGUUGAAAAAGAGGAGAUGUUAAAACAUUAUUAUGAAACUGGAAAAUUCCCAGUAGAAAAGUUUUCAUCUCAUCCUAUGCCUACACAAGUUAUUUCACAAGAUGCCCUACGUUUUGUCAUUCUUCACAUUUUCUUCCUUGUAUCAAGCUAUGUCCAUUAUCGUAUGUUUUCUUUUGUUUAUCAGUUUUGGUAGCUAAAUCCCAAAUUAUUUCAGAGUAUAUUGUCUUUGGGUUAUGAAUAGUUUUGUUACUUGUGCUGAAAUUCAGUAGUUAAUGAAUUCUGAAGUUUGCCUUUUAAUUAUUUGCACAAAUUUUUGGAAUGGUGGUAUUGUUUAUCCAAACACCUUUUAAGUGAUGGUAGAUUUUUAAAAAGAAAGUAUUCUGCUGAAAGAUAGUUUUACGUGUUCUUUCUACAAAAUUAAUGAAAACAGGAUCAUAUUACCGUAUGGCAUCUAGGGGCCUUUCUAGCUGGUUUCUCUUUCAUCAGAAAUUAUAGUGUGGCAUUAGGAAAGUCUGAUAUUAUCAGUUCAAAUAGCCUGUUUCUUUUAAUUUUUUUCAUCCUUUCCUGUAUUUGUUUGACAGAGGUGUUUGGUAAAUUGUCAAUGUUUGAAGUGGUUUUACCACUGGUUUAUUUGGUGAAAAGUCCUUAGUUUUAAAGUAGUGUAAAAAGAGUGCAAAGAAACUCUUGUUAAGUAGCCAAAGUUAAAGCAAGGCAUAUGAACAAAUUUGAGUUCUAUUGUGUGUUGCGAUUGCAUGUUAAUGCUUUUCAGCACAUCAACUCAUCACACUGUUCUGAAUGUCAGUUGCUCUUGCAUGCUGAUUUCAAAAGUAAUUGUCUUCUAUUGUUGUAUUGUUAAGUUAGUUUUAAGGCAAGAGUGCUGUAUUUUAUAUAUUUGUCACAUUACCAGUACAGUGUUUGUCUCUCUCUUUUAACUUAAAUGCUCUACACAAAUUUUAUUAUUGUCAUCUGUCAGUUAAGAUAUUCAAUUGAAUCCUUUUAAAAUUUAUUUCAAUUUAUGUUUCAGUUGCUACUUGAAUGCUAGGUCAUGAACGCUAUUAUCAAUGUUCCUAAUUCUUAGUUUUUCACAUAUUGCUUCAAACUGAAUGUAAUUUAAUCUUUAAUCUUCAAAUGAGGUCGAUAUCAAGCUUUUCGGUUUGUGGAAACUUCAAUGCUCAAAAGCAACGGAACUGUAAGGUUAUGAGGACUAUGGAAAGAUUAUCGAUGAUUAUUCCCUCUUUUUAAAGUAAUAUUUUCAGAAUCUAUGUGGAUAGUAGUCUACAUUCAGAACUGAUGUACACAGACUGAAAUUUAAUGCAGCCUAAAAGUAAUCAAAUCAUAUUCCUGUUUUGUAUGGUUCCAUAAUGCACAACUCAAGAGCAAUAAGCUAAUACUGUAAUUUCAAAUAUUCCUUAUUAUGUGCUUCCCAACAAUUUUGCACAAAACUUGCUGGUGCAGCUUUAUUGCUUUGUCAGUUAAAUCCACUGUAUAUAUUUGAGUUGACUGUGUCAAUUCAUUAGGAUGAGCAAAUGUUAAUUUGUGAGGAGUCUUAAGAUAUCUUGAUGAGCAGCUGUGUACAAAAACCUUUGUGAUAUGAUUCUUUACCUGUACUUUGUACACUAACCUUCCUUGAGGUAUAGAUCACAAAUGCUUGGUUUAUUUUCAUCUUUAAGAGUUAGUAUUUGUACUGCUGGAGUCAAUUUUGUAAUAGUGUUAUACGCAGGUGUAUUUCACAAAGUGGGCCUUAUCUGUGAACUUUACAGUUGUUAUUGAUUAGACCGAAUGACUGAGGUGAACCUUACGUAAUCCUUUUGUGCAACAUAUUUGCUUUGGUCUUCUCCCACUAGUAUGUCGUGAGAUUUAUUUUUUAUGAAGAGGUUAGAUAAUGAAGUAAAUGUGAUCUAUUGCAGUCUAUCAUAUCCAGUUUUGCAUGAGGAAAGUUUGUUGGUCUUGCCUUGUUUUUGUUUUGGACAGUGGUAUUGGUGAUAAGUUAUUAGUAAACAUAUGAUGUUUAGAAAUUCCUACAAUUUUAUUAAGAAUUUCGAGUGCUACAACUUACUUUUGAGUAUUGCUUCAAAAUUGUGUUGGAUUUAAGUAAAAGUCACCUCAGUCACUGUGUUUGAUCACAAUCUAGUUUUACCUGUCAUUUCAUGUGAUGUACUCGGGAGGCAACCAAAGACCUAAAUUAGACUCUGAAUUUAUGUUAUUAAGGUACUAUGAACGUACCUUUCCAUCAUUGGCUCUGCAUCUAAACCAAUAUUAUACAGAAAUGAGGUCUUGCAAGAUUUAAUCAAAAUCAGUCAAAGAUCAUUUUUCUUGAUAAUUGUUAUCUUAACAAAAUAUUUGUGGUAUGGCACUUUCUGGAACAGUCUUCUUUAUUCAGAUUUGUCACUUUUCAUACAAGGUAGUGUUCCUUAGAAACCACAUUUAAUCAUCAGGAGAGAUCCCUAUAUUUUGAAAUGGUUUUUGAAUUGUGAUGUAAUUUAGUGUGUCUUUCUUAGAUUAAACUUGUCUUACAAUUACUAUUAAAAUUUUGUGUCCAUUGCUGAGUAAACUGUCAAGGCAUAACAGAAAAGAAAGGUAUCAGUUGUCUUACCAAACAGCUAAAAAUUGUUUUCCUACGACUUGAAUUUCUCUUUUUACAGAAUUGCGUGUCUCCCAAUAUGAUAAAGGCAAUGAUGUUGACGGUAUUCCUGGUAUGUACCUGUUACCAUGAACAGUAUUUUGUUUGAUUUUGCCUAUGGGUUCUAUGUUUAUCAGACACAAUCUAUCUAUGUUUGACUUGAAAGUGUGUGUUGCUCUACAACUCCUGUGAAAAUGUAAUAACAAUUCAGGUGUUUUUAAGAAUAUGAACUAAUUUUUGCAGGCCCAUGUAAAGGUUUAAUUUUCGCGGUUUCUGUAAGCAUUAACUUUUUUUUUCUACAGCAUCUUUAAUAGCUUCCAUUCAAUUUGUAAAUUAACUUACUUUUAUGCAUCAAAGUAGUCAUAGGUUAGACCUUACCAUAAGCUUUGCCUGUGUGUCUGUGAAUAAUGGGGCACUGCUUUUUGAAGUUUUGGUUUUUGUUAAACAUCUUUGUUGUUUUUGUUGUUCAAAAUGUGCUGUGCUCUUUUUCUCCGAACAGUACUAUGCUGUUCAUUUGUCACUACCUACUUCUGCCCUGUCUCUUGUGCUAGAGUUUUAUUAUUUUAGCUAAAGAAAUUGAUAAAAUUGCUCAUCUCCUGUGAAUCAUGACAGCUUCUCCAAAGAUACCAAUUACUGCCAUGGACUUUGGUGUCUGUUUAGCAUCUAAAUGCUGCCAUAGAAAUGUCACUGGGUUUUUCAUUGUUUUAUGUACUUUAUAAUUAUUCUACCUUCCGCUUUAAACAUUUCCAGGGUGGUGGGGUUUAAUUUGUGUGAACCAGAUUUAAGUUCAUUCCAAAUUAUUUCUUUCAUCAAGGCUUCCAUUUUUCCUUCAUUUUUUCUUAUCUUAUCUAUUAAUGCACAAAGUGUUUUCAUACCUAUUCAGUUAGUAGAGGAGGUAGAAUGUAAUUUAAGGUACAUUUUUAUGUCAUCUGGGUCCUCAUCAAUCCCAUCUUGUUUUCCUUUUCUCCAUCGCCUUUGUUCACAAAUGCAGUAUCAGGAAACCUUUACCUGAAGGAAAUUAAAAGUACUGUUUGACAUUAUCAUAAGAUUUGCACUUAGUUUUCUUAAGCUCUGUAGAUACUUCAUUUCUACUGACAGUUGUACCUGCCUAAAAUUGUAACACUUUUGCAACUAAAAGCCAGUUGAUAAAAUUUUCUAAUUGUCAUGAAAUUUUGAACUAGAAAAUAACUUAUUUUUAUGUGAUGUGAUUUUGAUUUACCAAAACCUUUGAUAAAUGACCUACUUGUCAUUGAAAUUUUCUUGGAUGUAAUGAUGUGAAUGGUACAAGGCUUUUCAUAUGACCUCAGCAUAGAAAAGUGCCUGGGAAAGGUUUAAAAUGCCUGAGUGGAUUUACAAGUUGUGCCUUACUUUCAUUAAUAUUAUUCCUUGUAUUAAUAAUAAUGAUAAACUUCAUUUUGAAAGAAAUGUUUUACCAUUGUUGCCGAAAACAAACUUUCAUUGUGACCACUGAUAGUGCUAAUAAAUAUAAUAAGUUUGUAUUUGGAUUUAUUGUUGUCAGUAAUCAUCUCCAGUAACCUUCAACCAACUCUGGAUUCAGUACUUGUUUUCCUUUUUUGUUUGUUGUAUUUUGUUCUUUUUUUUUUACGCACCUGAUGUGAGAUGUGUGUAUUGUCAACUGUUAAGCAAAUGAUCAUAUAUCAUUAUGAUUGUUAGAUGCUUUCCAUAACUGUCAAGUUAUCUGUGAUUUAAGUUUUGAUAUUCUCAAAUACUUUCUGUUAUCAGUCUUCAUGGUACAUACUGUAUUAUUGUUGUUGGAAAAGCAAGGUUUUCAAGCUGACAAUAAUUAAAUAAUGAGUUACAGUACAUAAAAACUUUCAGCAGUUGAAACCAUAAGCUAUCAUAACAGUACAUUUACAAUUCAGCACAACCACAGAGGUACACUUUCAAUAACCCUGCAGGAAGUUGUGGUAAAAAUUUCAUGCUGCAUUGUCAUGAGAGGGUGUAUAAAUGUAAUGGCUUUCACCACUGUUUGUUUUUAUUAAUUGCUGCAUUCUUAGUGGUGUUUUUGAGGGGGCUUGUAACUUGCCGAAGUUUUGAUUAAAAAUGGGACAUGCUGUACCUGUA
Molecule: messenger RNA, 5938 nt
Organism: Frankliniella occidentalis (western flower thrips)
Lineage: Eukaryota; Metazoa; Arthropoda; Insecta; Thysanoptera; Thripidae
Product: acyl-CoA:lysophosphatidylglycerol acyltransferase 1
Exons: 7
Coding region: 236-1426 (396 amino acids)
Cellular component (GO): endomembrane system
Molecular function (GO): acyltransferase activity
Source: RefSeq, a predicted model, not a curated record